AUGGUCACAGACCAUCGACGACGCCAUCUGCUUCCGUGGCGCAAUAGGCAGCGCGUUCGGCUGUUAACCGAAAGGUUGGUGGUUCGAGCCCACCCGGGAGCGAGACUUUUUUGGCGUUUUUCUUUUUUACUUUUCACACUUUUCGAAAUAAUUGAUGUUUUAAAGAAAAAGUCUGGGAGUUUUUUUUUCGAAGAUCUCCGUUUUCUCUAGUCAAAUACACUUUCGCGACGAAUAUCUUAUGCUGAGCCGGAAAAAAAGCGGCUCUCUUGUUGAGUUUGGUGCAACAGAAAAGACUUGCUUCUUUUUUGUUGACAUGUAUAGCCUCAAUUAUUUGGGUCGCCGCGAUUUGUCACAGAAACUUGGAUUGUUCUGGAAUUUUUGCCUUGAAACGAUAUUUUUUGUUUUUUAUGUGUUUUUUUCUACUUUGUCGAAUAACCGUUGAGGAUAAAAUGAAUUGAGUUUUCACAAAACUAAAAAAAUUAUUCAAAUUUAGAAAAAGAAGCAUUAUACGAGGUUAAAAAUCUGAAAAAUCCUCAAAAUGCCUAUUUAGAUAAAAAACUUUGUUUUAUUUUUUUCGAGCGGCCUCCAGUCUUAUAAAAAAACGGGAGGUUAUGACUGAACCUUCCAUUUCUGAAUAUUUUGAAAUAAGUUGAUGACUUUCAAGUCGUUUUUUUCAUUCGGUUAUGUCUGAUAUAAUAUUUCAGAAUCUUGAUUAUUCCAAGAAAAAGUACAUAUAUGAUUUAAAAAUCACUCGAAUCUUCUUUUCCCAAUUUUUUUACGCAAAAAGAAAACCUUACUCCAUUUUCUGGAAACUUAUAAUGAACUUGAGGAAGUCAUACCAAUUUCGCAAAAAAUGUCUCGCUCCCGGGUGGGCUCGAACCACCAACCUUUCGGUUAACAGCCGAACGCGCUGCCUAUUGCGCCACGGAAGCAGCUGGCCAACGGCCUCCAAUUUCGACGCUAUUCAUCUUCUCAAAAGACGCGUGAAAGGUGUUCUUCACUAAUUUUGCAUUCCUUUGUUCCAAAACGUUUGAAAAUGCCAAUAAUUCAUGGUAUUUUUGCGAGCCGAGUGUCUUUUUUCUUUGAAAAGAGACGUGUUUUUGCCUGUUUUCAAGUGUUUCUCUCCCCCGGAAAUGUGCCCUUUUUUCCUCGUUUCGAGUCUUCUUGGCGACUCAUUUCACUGCAAAAACUAAUUUUUUCCUCCAUCCUUCUUCUCCGAGAAUAUUAGAAUUGCUCUUUUCCAGUUGUUUUCUUGUUUCAGGAUGCACCUGAGCAGGUGAAAUCGACGAGGAUGUUUCUCAACGUUUUGAUGAUUGUUCAUCAUGCCGUCGCGAAUGUGGAAAAACAUCAGGAAAUCGGGGAUUUGGGCGAUUUGGGGUUGGUUUAGUUCUAUUUGUUUUCAAUUAGAAAUUUCUCCGAAAAAUAAUUAUUUUUCGAAAAGUUGGAUGGCAUCAAAGAGAUUUCUUCUCUGUUUCAAGGUUUUUUCAAAAAUGGCUCUUCGGAUAAAUAUUCAAUUUUUUUGUCUAUUGGUGUUGAAUUCCGAUCGAAUACUGCUUCAAACCCAAUAACUCAAAAAUAGCGGAAAGCGUCGCGGUCGCGUUGCGGUUUCCACUCCGUUGCUUACUAAAGUAUGCCUCUUGCACAAGUCGUUUUGGGUCGGGCGCAUCGAUUCUUUCCCCGUUUGACCGCACUAGUUUUAGUGAUUGAUUCAUAUUCAAUUGAAAAAACCUUUGUGUUUUUAUGACUUCAUCGGUGAGAGAAAAGAGGGCGCAGACAGGUCAGACAGUUUAAAUUCAUGAAAAUAGAAUAUACUUGAUUCAAAGUGCUAAAAAAUGUCCAUUUGGAAGAGAAACUCCAAUCUCAUUCAAAAUCCGGUUGAUGUAUGCAUUUUCAGUGAACUCAUAUUACACUGAGGGAAUUUUUAGUGCCCCUUCAGGGUUUUGACGUUUUAGUGACCACUAUAGAGAUUAAAUUUCAGUGGCUUCUUUAGGAGUCUAACUAGGGAAUGGUCUCCAUUCGCAGUGGGACUUCUGAAUGAGACUAGGUUCACUAGAUGUAGUUUUUUACGCUGAUUCCAAAUCUGGUUUCAAAAACUGCCCUCGAGGCCUGUGAAAAAAGUUAGAGGCUCUCAAAGUCGAAAAUUUCGAUGUCUCCGAUUGAGCUCAUUUUUGGAGGGUAUACAGCCCUUGUAUCCCCGGUCACGAAAAACCUUUUGAUUUUUUUCGAAAAGGUUCUGGAGCCCAGAUAUGACCUUUAAAAGCCCCGCCUAACACAAGAGAAUGCGAGCGCGGUGUCCUAUUGCGAUCCGGCGACCGUCGAAGCAACGGCAGCGAGGAGCAGUGGUAAGGCGGCGGACUGGGGAUCACGAGGUCAUAGGUUCGGUGCCCACUCUGUGCAAAUGUUUUUUGCAAUUUUUCCUUUUUCGGAUAACUUCGUCUAACUGCUCCUUUUUUGAGUUUUGAGGCGUAUAAACACGAAAACAAUGCGUUUUGAACUUAUUCAAACAGCUGGACUUUUUUUUUCCGCAAAUUUUUUUCAUGAACUUUUCCGUGAUUUUCCAUGUGUAUGAGCAUGGGUUGAAGUGUCAAAAUUUUCAAAAAAAAUUUUUGGUUUUUUUUUUUUUCAAAUUUUCGACUUUGAGAGCCCCUAACUUUUUUUCACAGGCCUCGAGGGCAGUUUUUUUGAAACCAGAUUUGGAAUCAGCGUAAAAAACUACAUCUAGUGAACCUAGUCUCAUUCAGAAGUCCCACUGCGAAUGGAGACCAUUCCCUAGUAAGUGAUACUAAUAGAAUACAAAAUGUACUGUAGUGACGACUAAGACGCGAAAUAAUGGCUUCUAUAGUGAUAGUUUCAGUGGCCACUUUAGUGUCCUCUGCAAAUAGCCCUUGAGGGACCUCUUGUGUAGACACCAGAGAUUUUCUCAAGGUAAUGGAAUUUACUUAAAACCCGAAAAAGUAAGAGUGAAUAAAAUCAUUCAAAAGGAAGAAUGGAAAAGGUUAACCUACGUUUCAGAGAAUUCUUAUUUCAUUUCUCUUUGGAAAAAAAUCAUUGUCCAAAAGAUCGAAGUGAUCAUACAAAAAGGAACUGGAAUAAAUGGAAAAAAACAAAUGCUGAGUUAGUAAUGGGAAAUAUUCUUUAAUUUUUUUGAAUCCCAUUCGUUUUCGGCUUGAAAAUACUCAAUAAACCCGGUACUGAAAAAAAACUCUAGUGACCACUUAAGAGGUUCCUCAAGGACUACACGGUGAGGACACUGAAGUGGCCCCUAGAACCACCUCUACAUAAGCAACUAUUUUGCGUCUUAGUGGCCACUAUAGUAGUUUUUAGUGGUCUAGUAUUCUCGCGAUUUGAAACUGCGGUUUUUCUCUGGGCCCUCCUCGUCUCUCGGCGACUCUCUCAAUUUUACGUGCUGUUUCCACGCUUCUCUGACCUCGCCGGUGAGGGAACAGAGAGACGCAGACACUCGGAAACUUUCAAAUCGCGACUAACUAGUUCAACAGAAAUUUUGAACUUUUCUCAAAAAUUUUUGAAGAAUUUUGGAAACAGAGAAGUUGCUUAUAAGAAAUUUUCAAAAAAACGAUAAAUUUUUAAAUUUCGAAAGUUUGAAAGUUCCCUGUUGUUAUUAUUUUCUACAGAAAACAUUAUUUCUCGUUAUUUCUUUGAAGUAAAUUUUUGAUAGAAGAAUUUUUUUAGAUACGAGAAACUUCUGGACGAGCAAAGAAUCAUCCGAAGAUUACUGGAAGAUUCUGAUUCGGACUACGAUUGGCGCGUAAGACCGCGAGGUUUCAAUUUUUAUUGGUUUUUCGAAAUUUUUUAAUUCUUUAUUGACUAUAAGGCUUUUAAAAGAUUGUAAAUUAGUUAAGUUAAAACGUCAUUGUCGCAUAUGGAAUGACUUUAUUCAUGGAGGCCCCUUGCGCCCGACCAUUGACGGCUUUCGCGCUAAUCUAUGACAAAUAAUCUCUAUUAAGUAUGGCAGAAGAUCUCUACCACUCUCCACUGAUCCUACAGUUUCUAAUUCUUGAAAAAAAUCGAAAUUUACUCCCAGAAAGUCAUUCUCCAUGCUACCAAGGCACUGGAAGUCUUGAUUGAAAAUAAAUUCCUACUUUUGACCGCAUUUGGAAUGGCUGAACGAGCUGUGGUUGCUAUGCGGUUGUAACGGAUGUAUAUCGAAAACUGAGCGUUAAAUACCAACGCGCUCAAGUCGCUUUAGGUCGGGUGCACCUUCGAAAUAAUCGUUCUGAACCAUUCUCAGUGCGACCAAGAAACUGGUAGUUUCUAUUGAAAUACAUUCUGGCUCCUGGCCGCAUUUGGAAUGGCUCUAGACGUUGGACGGUUGAGAUUCGAAAUUUCGCAUUGAGAAUGCCAACGAGCUAAAGUCGUUUUUUGUCGGGUGCACUUUCAUAACAGCCGCUUCAAGCCAUUCUCAGUGCGACUAAGAUCCUUCGAGUUUUUUAUUUAAAUGAAUUUCAAUUUCUGGCCGCAUUUGGAAAGACUUAACGCGUUGCGGUUGAAGCUGAUAUUUCGAAAAUUGAGCCCUAAAUACCAAGGCGCUCAAGUCGCUUUAAGUCGGGUGCACCUUCGGAAUAACCGUUUCGAACCAUUCUUUCACUUCCAAAUUAUGUGUAGAACUCGCCACGACUUCCAACUGUCUGAUUUUUCUGCACCCUCUCUUAUUUACGCGCUAUUUCCAUGUUUCUAUGACACCACCAGUGACAGAAAAGAGAGCGCAGACAGGUCAGAAUGUUCAAAGCCGGGAUGAAUACAGUUAUGAGUUUUAAAAUGAUUUUUCAGGAUCCCUCGAUCGAAAUUAUGAAAAUGGGCCGGUUAACGUUGAAGUCAACAUGUAUUUGAGGUCUUUUUUUGGAUUUUUUUUUUCAAAAAGAAUAUUUUCCAGGAGCAUUUCAAAGGUGGACGAUGUGAAUAUGGAGUAUUCCCUGCAUUUCACUUUUCGGGAAGAAUGGGUCGACGAGAGGCUUUAUUUCAACAGCCCUGUCCUGAAACAUAUCAUUCUGACGCCCGGGCAGAGAAUUUGGGUCAGAUUUCGAGUUUUUCAGAAAAUCACGGAAAUUUCUGAUCAUCGUUUCAAGCGUUUUUUAAAUAAUGAACAAGUGUAAAACUCUUAAUUUUUGGAGCUUUGCUACAUGUUCAUGUGUUUAUUGGGCCUCUAGUGGCCACUUAAGAGGUUCCUCAAGGACUACUUGCUGAGAACACUAAAGUGGCCACUAUUUUGCAUCUUAGUGGCCACUAGAGGAGUUUGCAGUGGUCUAUUAGUACCACAGACCUCCAAAGAGCUUACUAAAAUUUAGCCACUUAAGAGGUCGCUAAUUCGACUACUACAGGGGCCUCUAUAAAGUCAAAGCCCUGAAGUGGCCUUUUUCAAAAAAAUUUCCCAGUAAAUAUGAUGGAAUAAAUUUCAAAAAAAUCUCGAUUUUUUUGCUCACUUAUCUUCAUAUAUAUUGAAAAACCCCCUGUUCGAACGGAAAAUGGCUCUGCGCGCCCGACCAAAAACGGUUUGCGCUUGAAGACAUUAGAAAUUUCAAAAAUGUCACAUUUUUCAUUUUUCGAAUCUUUUUUUAUCUGUUUUAAGAAUUUCACAGUGCUCUCUUUCGAAUUUCUUUGCAAUUUUUGUGGCCGCUCGGAAAAUGGCUUCACGCGCCCGACCAAAAACGGUUUUCGCCUUGAGAGAUUUAAAAUGAACUUUAAAAAACUAUAAAAUGGGAAGUUGGCUCAAAAAUACAACGUUAUUGCGAAAAAUCAAGGAAUUCCUCAUGCAGCCAGGAUUUUUGAGAUUUUAGAAAAUUGAAUACGGAUAUGAAUGCAUUUGAAAAAAUGGGUUUUAUUCGAAAUUUCAGGCUUUUUUCCAUACCGAACUGUCGAAAAGUCUUCAAUUACAGUUGAAAAAGUGAAAAAUAAGAAGAAAAAGAGAAAUUAGAGACUGAAAUUUAGGUUUCCCCCUCUUUGAUAGCCUGUUCGGGUUGAAUUAUUUCUGCUCAAAGUGAAUCUUGCGGUUUUUUUCAUAAUUUAUUGGCAGUAAAAAACAUUAAACACAUCUAUUAUAUUUUGUGAUUUUUCAGGCUCCCGACACCUUUUUCCAAAACGAAAAAGACGGAAAGAAGCACGACAUCGACACGCCAAAUGUCCUGAUGAGAGUUCACAACGGGACCGGAAGGAUUCUGUAUUCCUGCCGUUUGACGUUGACUUUGAGCUGUCCGAUGAGGUUAUUUUCAUGCAUUUUUGAUUUAGAAUCAAAGUUUUGUGACAAUAAAAGGUAUCCAAUUUGUCAAAUUUGAGAAAAGCUACAAAUUUCCUAUCAAAACGACUGAACUUCACAACUUUGGCAGUUCAAAGCAUCUCUAGACAAAACUUUUGGGUUUUCUCUUUGAAAAAUUUUUUCCAGGGUUUCUCAGAUAUCCUGAAAUGGUCAAAUUGAAAAUAAUUUGCACUAUAUCUACUUUUAGACCUUAUAUUGAAUAUUUGAAAAAGCAAAAAUGUUUCUGCGUUCGGGGGGAAUCGAACCCCCGUCGAAUGCUUGGAAGGCAUCCAUGCUGACCAUUACACCACGAACGCUUCUGCAACGUAAUCUUGAGAAAUCGUAUCGAACGCAGAAGAGACGGGAAAAUAAAGAAGCGAAAUCGGGUCAGAUCUCCAUUCGGAAGCGACUUCCGAAGCGUAUCUCAACCUGUUCCUCCCGGGUUGGAUACGAUUCCUCAAGAUUGCGCUGCAGAAGCGUUCGUGGUGUAAUGGUCAGCAUGGAUGCCUUCCAAGCAUUCGACGGGGGUUCGAUUCCCCCCGAACGCAGAAACAUUUUUGCCAUUGUUCAAAGGUUGGAAAAUAUUAUUAAAAUGAAGUUCAUUCAUGAAAAAAACCAAGUUCAGCCAUUAAAAUGAAGAAAAUUCGUCAUUUUGUGCACCUAGGUUUCCAGAAAGUCACAAAAUUACUGAUUAUUCAGUAUUUUUUUUUCUUUUUUUCGGGAAAAUGGAAGUUUUCGUCCUUUUCCAGACUCGUCGACUAUCCUCUGGACGUUCAAACUUGCGUGGCCGAUUUCGCCUCCUACGCCUACACUACCAAAGAUAUCAGUAAUAUAUCUCAAGAAAAACUUGGAAAAAGUAUAUUUUUCAGUGUACCACUGGAAAAACGUGAAGCCGAUCCAGAUAAAAGAAGGCUUGAGACAAUCUUUGCCUUCUUUCCUUCUCAGUGCCGUCAAAACCGACGUCUGCACUUCCAAUACCACCACUGGUACAGUUUUCGUUUUUCUUUCUUACUUGGGAAGUUUUAAGUGACCACUUCAGGGGUUUUGGAGUUUUAGUGGCCACUAUAGUAGACGAAUUAGUAGGCCCUUAAGCGACUGAAAUUUAGUGGCCUCUUUAAGGAGUACUAAAGCCCGGUUGCCGCGAUUUGAAAGUUUUCGAGUGUCUGCGUCUCUCUGUUCCCUCACCGGCGAGGUCAGAGAAACAUGGAAAUAGCACGUCAACAUGAGAGAGUCUCCGAGAGACGAGGAGGGCGCAGAGAAAAACAGCAGUUUCGAGACACGAGAGUACUAGACCACUAAAAACUACUGUAGUGACCUCUAAACGGAGAAUUAAAAGCUUCUAUAGAAAUUGGUUUACUUCAAUGUCCUAUCCAUGUAGUCCUUGAUAAACCUCUUAAAUUGCCACUGGAGUUUUCCGCAGUACCGGAUUUAUUCAGUAUUAUCAAGCCGAAAACGAAUGGGAUUCAAAAAAAUUAAAGAUUAUUUCCCAUCACUAACUCAACAUUUAUUUUUUUCCAUUUAUUCCAGUUCCUUUUUGUAUGAUCACUUCGAUCUUUUGGACAAUGAUUUUUUCUUAAAAAGAAAUGAAAUAAGAGUUCUAUGAAACGUAGGUUAACCUUUUUCAUUCUUCAUUUUGAAUGAUUUUAUUCACUCUUACUUUUUCAAAGUUUUAAGCGAAUUCCAUGACCUCGAAAAAAUCUCUAGUGUCUACUUAAGAGGUCCUUCAAGGGCUAUUUGCAGAGGACACUAAAGUGGCCACUGAAACUAUCACUAUAGAAGCCAUUAUUUCGCGUCUUAGUCGCCACUACAGUAAUUUUUGUAUUCUGUUCGUACCACUUAGACACCUAAAGAAGCCACUGAACUUAAGUCUCUAUAGUGGUCACUAAAACGUCAAAACCCUGAAGGAGCCACUAAAAAUUCCCUCAGUGUAAUAUGACUUCAAUGAAAAUGCAUACAUCAACUGGAUUCUGAAUGAGAUUGGUGUUUUUCUUCCAAAAUUGGACAUUUUCAGUACUUUGAAUGAAGUAUAUUCUAUUUUCAUGAAUUGAAACUGUCUGACCUGUCUGCUCCCUCUCUUCUCUCACCGAUGAGGUCAUAAAAACACAAAAGAGUGCACCGAGAAACGAGAUUUUUCCAAGUCUUGGCGAAUGAUGUAUCAAUCUUUUUUUGUUUUUUCAAAAGCUCAUGCUCCUUUUCAAGGCUCCUACUCGUGCCUCCGGACCGUCAUCGAACUCAAGAGGGAGUUCAGUUACUACCUCCUCCAGCUCUACAUCCCCAGCUUCAUGUUGGUCGCCGUUUCUUGGGUCUCUUUCUGGUAAGUUCCCAGAAUAUUCUCAAAAUCUCCUCUGGGAUUUCCAGGCUCGACAAAGACUCGGUCCCCGCCAGAGUCACUCUAGGGGUCACUACGCUCCUCACAAUGACCACUCAAGCGUCCGGAGUCAACGCCAACCUGCCGCCGGUCAGCUACACCAAAGCCAUCGAUAUUUGGAUCGGAGUUUGCUUGGGUACGUCUAUCAUGGCCGCAUGGAGAAUGGCUCUGGUUUUUGCGGCCGACCAGAAACGACUCGUGCACUUUAGCAUUAAAGAAAUAGGGGCAGAAAAAAACGUAGUUUCAGGUGAAAGCAGUAUCUUGUAUAGUUUUUCUUUGCCAAUCGAACUAUGUGCUCAAAAAAUUUACAGAUGUGACCUUUUUUUGAAAAAAAAAAGGCGAUUUUACUUUCUUGCCUUUAUUUUUGAAAAAUGCUUUGGAUCGGUAUGCAGACAACUGAUUACAGUAACUGUCCACGGGAUGUUGCGGACGUCUCAUUGGACUAGCAUUUUUUGAGAAAUUAUUGGAUUUCUGCUUCAAAUUAGGAGUUUCUUUUCCGAAAAAAACAUUCAGUCAAACAAAAAAACAGAAAAAAUUGCAAAAAAUUUUAAUUUUCGAGAAAUAAGGACUCAAAGCCUAAUUUUAUGAAUUUUGAGGACCUUCUUUGCCUUUGAGGUGUUGUAUCUCUGAAAAUAGGAAGUAGGUUCAGACUUUCAGAAUGUUCAGCUGGUACAUCAGAAAGUAAUCUGGCCAAAUUUUAGGAAAUUCCCCAAAGUAAAAUGACCUUCCUUGUAGGUCAAAGUUCCCCAAAACCCAACGGCCUUCCGAAGAAAAAGUCACUUCGUUCUUACAGGGUGACAAAUAAAUAUUGAAACGCGUUUGAAACGUUAUAACUUUCUCAAAAGUCAACCAAACACCACCAAACUUGGAAAAAAUUUUAUUCAUACAAUAUAGAAACAAAAUUCAAGAAUAGUUUUCAAAACGUCCUCCUUUAGCUUUGAUAACGGCCUUCAGUCUCUUCGGAUACGCAUCGAUCACGGCACGAGGGUAGUCGUCGUCGAUUUCGUCUCAUUUCUUGAUGAGCGCGGUCUUCUGAGCUUUGAUACUUGGGUAGUUCUUAGAAGAGACCUUCUCGGUCAGAUAUAUCCACACGGCAUAGUCUAUCGGGUUGAGGUCGGGGGAGGAAGCAGGCCAAUCAGCAGCCGAGAUGAACUCGGAAAAUUGGCGCGAUACCACUCUUGAGUCCCUUUGGCGCGAUGAGCGGGGGCGCCGUCUUGCUGGAAGGUCCAUGGUCGGUUUCCGUAGUGAGAAUUGGCUCAGGGCAACACCCUCAACUUUAAAAUCUACUCCCUGUAGUAUACUUGGUUCACUUCGACUCCAGAAUCCACAAAAAUCAGCGGAGUUUUGCCGUCAGCGGUAA
Messenger RNA from Caenorhabditis auriculariae, 9975 nucleotides. NCBI's taxonomy places the organism in Eukaryota, Metazoa, Nematoda, Chromadorea, Rhabditida, Rhabditidae. The record is from the annotation of a GenBank genome assembly.